AUGGGCCCGACCACUGCCGCCAAGUCACAGCCCCACGGGUGGCUUCCCUCAGCCAGCCAUGGGCCGACCACUGCCAAGUCGCAGCCCAACGGGUGGCUUCCCUUAGACAGCCCAUGGACCCAACCACUGCUGCCAAGUCGCAGCCCCACGGAUGGCUUCCCUCAGCCAGCCCGUGGGCCCGACCACGGCCGCCAAGUCACAGCACCACUGGAGGCUUCCUUCAGCCAGCCCGUGGGCCCGACCACUGCUGCCAAGUCACAGGACCACGGGUGGCGUCCUUCAGCCAGCCCGUGGGCCCGACCACUGCCGCCAAGUCACAGGACAACGGGUGGCAUCCUUCAGCCAGCAUGGGGGCCCGACCACUGCCGCCAAGACGCAGCCACCCGGGUGGCGUCCUUCAGCCAGCACGUGGGCCCGACCACUGCCGCCAAGUCGCAGCCCCACUGGUGGCUGUCUUAA
This is a messenger RNA of Eriocheir sinensis (Chinese mitten crab), 459 nucleotides long. RefSeq lists its product as uncharacterized. The coding region runs from base 1 to 459 and encodes 152 amino acids. The record is from RefSeq and is a predicted model, not a curated record. Lineage: Eukaryota; Metazoa; Arthropoda; Malacostraca; Decapoda; Varunidae. The transcript has a single exon.